Molecule: messenger RNA, 1131 nt
Organism: Trypanosoma cruzi
Lineage: Eukaryota; Euglenozoa; Kinetoplastea; Trypanosomatida; Trypanosomatidae
Exons: 1
Coding region: 1-1131 (376 amino acids)
Source: RefSeq, a predicted model, not a curated record
AUGCUGAGCGCACAGGGAGCAAUUACCAAUGAGCUCGUCAUGAUUGAGUGCACCAGCUCUCAGGAACAAACUGCAAAGGAGAUAUUUCUUCUUAGCGAAUUGGAGCGUGUGUGGACGGCGCUUUCUACCGUCCUGCGUGGCCAUCUCAUUGAGGGUCACAAUGUGCGUAUUGCCAAUUUUGGUUCUUUUUGGUUUGAAACACGCCCGGUGGUGUCAGACGGAGUUGAACGCUACUACGCGCGCCGGGUUCACUUUGGCAUGGACAGCAAUUUUGCCCUUCGUUACAAUUUAGACUCUAAUAAGGUUCCACAAGAACCGCCCAGACUGGUGUACGUGAAGAUAAGCAUGGCAGAUGUCGUCAGCAUUGCAGAGGUUCCCGCACGUACGGCAUCCAUGGCGCUUCGUGAGUUCUUCUCAUACGUGGGAGAAGGCCUUUUCAGGCAUAAGGUGUUUAAAAUAACGUUUUUAGAUGUCGCCUCUCUAUUGAUUAAGCGUGAGAAAUCGGUAUUAGAAAUCGAUCCAUCUUUUCGGCGUGAUAUUUUCGCCAUUGACUCCCGCAAAUGGCCGCCAAGGGUGCGUGAGGCGGCAGAGUCGGUGGUGAUGGACAUCGGUCGUCCUGCAACGGCAUCAUCGGUAUUAUCCCGCCCCUCCACAGCACAACUCAGUCGGCAGAUUGCUGCAUCAAGACCUAUAGAGCCGCGCCCCGCCUUUGUCACAUCCGCACCACGCGAUCGACUCUUCUCGGAGAUAGAAAAGGAGCCACCACGUAAGUUGCCUCCACGUAGUUCCUUUCCCGUCGAAGAUUCAUCACGAAGCACCGAUAACGAUGCUGCGGCAUGUGUCAAGGAGUCUAUUUUUGACGCCUUGAGCUCAGAUGAGUAUCCACCAGAGGAACCAGAGAUUGAAGUGAUUGAGGAAUUGCCAAGAGAACUCCCACCACUGCGUGCUUAUGAGGAAGAAGCAGCAAGACCCGUUGUGAACACUGGAAGGCGUUCGUUUCACGACCACAGUUCCGUUCGUGAGUUACUUUAUGGGAAGGCAAUAGCCCAGGUGGAACCAUCGAUGCGGGGAAGGAGACGCUACAUCAACCGUGACUCGGACGCUGUUGCGGCGCUAAUGAAAAGUUCAUAG